AGCGGUGUCUUACUUGUUAGAUUCUGACGUAUUAUGAGCGCUCUUCAGUUUGUCUUUGUGGUCGUGGUGGCGGCGUUUGCGGCAUUCCUUGGAUACCAGGUUCAACUGUCCACCACAAAGCCGGAUAUGACGUCAAGAGUUAUACGUGAGAUGUCUCCCGAACAGGAGUUGGUGAAACAUUCCGAAGAAUUUCAGAAAAAAGAAAUUCGAAAGGUUAUGGACAAUAUUUACAUGGGGAUAGGUUAUGCCUUAGGAAAUGCGAUAAUGGUGAUCGCCCCUGAUGGACUAAUUAUUGUUGAUGUCACUGAAAGUAGUCUAGCUGCAAAGGAGAUUUUGACAGAGUUUCGAAAAAUCACAAAGAAGCCCAUAAAAGCAAUCAUUUACACACAUCAUCAUACUGAUCAUAUUGGUGGUGUAGGGGGUUUUAUUGAGGAUCCCUCUAACUUACCAGACAUCUGGGCACACGAACAGUUACCACAGGAAAUUAGGAAGUUCCACACUACUGCUUACGGAGCAAAAUUCAAACGAUCCAUGCGUCAAUUUGGAACAUUUGUCACCAAAGAUAAAUUUCAGAAUGCUGGAAUUGGAAUCCAGUUGAAUUAUGGAAAAGAUAAGGAUUCAAUGGGAUUUAUUCAGCCGAACAAACUUUUGAAGGAUAUGGAAUUGGACACAAAUAUUGCAGGAUUAGAUAUCCGUCUUUUGAAAAUACCAGGAGAGACAAGUGAUCAAAUCGGUCUGUGGAUCCCAUCUUUUCAGGCCUUUAUGUGUGCGGAUGACGUGUACAGGGCAUUUCCGAACAUUUACACCAUACGAGGAGCUCCGGCUAGAGACCCAGUGGACUGGUAUACUUCAGUGCAAAGAAUGCUUGAUUUGGAACCGGAAUAUCUUGUUCCAAGCCAUACCCAACCCAUUAUAGGCAAGGAAAAUGUCCGAGGAGUUCUGGAGGUAUACAGAGAUGGCAUUCAAUUUGUCCACGAUCAAGCGCUUAGGUUCAUCAACAAAGGGUUGUCACCUGAUGACGUUGUCAAGCACGUGAUCAUGCCUGACAAGCUUCGUCUGCAUCCCCACUUGAGAGAAUUUUACGGUACGGUACCUUGGUCAGUUAAAGGGGUGUUUCAACUUUAUCUCGGUUGGUUUAGUGGUGAUCCAGUGGAUCUCUUUCCAUUGUCCAAUACUGACAAAGCAAGCCGUGUUGUGGCGCUUGCAGGCGGUGUGUCUGAGGUCCUGACCUCCGCCAUUAAAGCAUGGAACGAUAACGAUAUACAAUGGGCCUUGGAGCUUGCCUCCUACAUCCUAGUUGUGGAUGAUCGAAAUGUGGAAGCAAGAAAAAUCAAAGUGGAUUGUCUCACCCUUCUUGGCAUUAGAAAUAUUAAUGCCAUUGCCAGUAACUAUUACUUGACGAGUGCUCUUGAAACCUCAGGGAGUGUUCAUUUACGACUGGAGGGCAAACAUCGCCAGGAGAUCAUUACAGCACUUGGUCCCAGAGAACUUUUCGAACUUGUAUCCUCUAUGUACAAAUACGAUGAAUGCGGUGGUCGUUCAGAUAUUGUGGUAUUUGUAAUCAAGGAUUUAAACGAACAAUAUACAAUACAGCUUCGUAACUAUGUUGCUAUUGUCAGAAGUGACAUUACACCCAAGAAAUACGAUAUAAAAGUUACUGCUUCACAGAAAGCCUUGAAGAAAAUGAUGAUAGAACAAAUUGCAAAUGUACAGUUGAAAGACUUGGGUGAUUUCAGUCUUGACGGCGAUGAGGAAAAGUUUAGAAGUUUCAUGGCCUGUUUUGAAUCUGAUUGGAAUGAGUGAAUCAUGAUUAAACAUGUAAUUACAAAAAUGAUUCUUUUUCU
Saccostrea cuccullata (small rock oyster) is the source of this 1844-nucleotide messenger RNA. Its product is annotated as linear primary-alkylsulfatase-like. Lineage: Eukaryota; Metazoa; Mollusca; Bivalvia; Ostreida; Ostreidae. The transcript is spliced from 4 exons. Gene Ontology annotation, biological process: dodecyl sulfate metabolic process. Bases 34 to 1803 code for a protein of 589 amino acids. Gene Ontology annotation, molecular function: linear primary-alkylsulfatase activity; protein dimerization activity. The record is from RefSeq and is a predicted model, not a curated record.